Molecule: messenger RNA, 3912 nt
Organism: Plasmodium relictum
Lineage: Eukaryota; Apicomplexa; Aconoidasida; Haemosporida; Plasmodiidae
Gene: RPB2
Product: DNA-directed RNA polymerase II subunit RPB2, putative
Exons: 2
Coding region: 1-3912 (1303 amino acids)
Biological process (GO): DNA-templated transcription
Cellular component (GO): RNA polymerase II, core complex
Molecular function (GO): DNA-directed RNA polymerase activity; ribonucleoside binding; DNA binding
Source: RefSeq, a predicted model, not a curated record
AUGGCUGUUAAAAUUGAAUCAUAUUUUUCUAAUGAGUUCAUCAAGCCAGAGGAAAAAAAUGAAGAUAAAAAAACAGAAAAUGAACAGAUAACAGAAGAAGAUAGUUGGGUGGUAAUUGGUUCAUUUUUUGGAAGUCAUGGUUUAGUAAAUCAGCAAAUUGAAAGUUAUAAUGAUUUUAUCGAAUAUAGAAUGCAAGAAAUUAUUGAUGAAUAUCCUCAAAUAGAAAUAAAGCCACAACCGCAAUAUAAAUCUGAUAAAGAAGAAAAUAAUAAUAUAAUAUAUUGUUUAAAAUUUGGUCAGUUAUCUUUAGAUAGACCUUUUUAUGAUGAAAAAAAUUUAACUAAUAAAAAUUUAUGGCCACAAGAAGCUAGACUAAGAAAUUUAACUUACUCUUCAGCUAUUUAUAUUGAUAUUGAACAGAGCACAUACGUAAUAGAUGAAACCACUAAAAAACAAGUUUUAAAAGAGAAAUUUUUAUAUGAAAGAAUAAAUUUAGGUAGGAUUCCUUUGAUGUUAAAAUCUAUGUUUUGUUGGACUAAAGGAUUGCCUGAAAAUGAAAUAACUGAUAUGGGAGAAUGCUCAUAUGAUCAAGGGGGUUAUUUUAUUGUUAAUGGAGGAGAAAAAGUAUUAGUAGCACAGGAAAGAAUGGCUCAUAAUUUUAUUUAUGUAUUUAAAAAAAAACAACCAUCGAAAUUUGGUUGGGUUGCUGAAAUAAGAUCUCAAAUGGAGAGAUCUCAAGCUACUUCUUCAUUUUCAGUUAAAAUGAAAACAAAAUCAGGAUCUAGAGGAAAUAGUGCAAAGACAGGUGGCCAAUUAGUAGCCACUUUGCCUUAUAUAAGAACAGAGAUAUCUGUUGGAAUUUUAUUUCGUGCUUUGGGAUGUACUUCCGAUAGAGAUAUAUUACAAAGAAUUGUAUAUGAUUUUAAUGACAAAUUAAUGAUAAAUUCUUUAAGAGAAACAUUAGAAGAAUGCAUAGAUUACCCAACUCAAGAUAUAUGUUUGGAUUUUAUUGGAAAAAGAGGGCCAACUGUUGGUGCUUCAAGAGAAAAAAGAAUUUUAUAUGCAAAAGAAUUAUUACGUAAAGAAGUAUUACCUCACAUGGGUACAGGGCCAGGAGUUGAAAGUAAAAAGUCUUAUUUUAUUGGUUAUAUGAUUCAUCGCUUAUUAUUGGCUGAAUUAGGUAGAAUUAAAGAAGAUGACAGAGAUCAUUUCGGAAAAAAAAGAUUAGAUAUUGCAGGUCCUUUAAUGGCUAGUAGUUUUUCAACUUAUUUUCGUAAAAUGGCAAAAGACGUAAAAAGAGUAUUGCAAAGACAAAUUGAUAAUAAUAAGCCUUUUGAUGUAGCUGGUGCUAUUAGGAGUUGUUCUCAGAUUACUCAAGGGAUGCAAUAUCAAUUGGCUACUGGAAAUUGGGGGAAAGAUAAAGACGGAAAAGUUAUUAGAACAGGGGUGGCACAAGUAUUAAAUCGUUUAACAUAUUCAUCUUGUUUAUCUCAUUUAAGAAGAUUAAAUACGCCAUUAGGUAGAGAAGGGAAAAUGGCAAAACCUAGGCAAUUACAUAAUACUCACUGGGGAAUGAUUUGCCCUUUUGAAACUCCGGAAGGGCAAUCUGUUGGUCUAGUAAAAAAUUUAUCUCUUAUGUGCGAUAUUAGUGUUGGAACUUCAACAAAUAACAUUUAUGAAUUUUUAUCCGAAUGGGGAUUGGAAUCUCUUGAUGAAGUACCUCCUCAAUUAAUGAAAGAAAAAGUAAAGUUAUUUUUAAAUGGUAAAUGGGUGGGAUGCUUUAAUCAAAUAGAUAAUUUAAUUGAAACUUUAUAUGAAUUAAGAAGAAGAUGUGAUAUAUCACCAGAAGCAUCUAUUGUGAGAGAUGUAAAUAGUAAGGAAAUAAAAAUAUUUACCGAUUCAGGUAGAGCUAUGAGGCCUCUAUAUGUAGUUAAAAAUGUUAAUGGUGAGAACAAAUUAAAAUUAACAAAAGAGCAUGUAAAUAAUAUAGCAAAAUAUCCUGAAACUUAUAAUUGGGAUUAUUUAAUUCAAGAGGGGAUUAUUGAGUAUAUUGAUUGUGAAGAAGAAGAAACUACUAUGAUAAGUAUGUUUAUUGAUGAUUUAAAAACAGGAACAGGUUAUUAUAAUAAUUACACUCAUUGUGAAAUUCAUCCUUCUUUAAUAUUAGGAGUAUGCGCAUCUAUCAUUCCAUUUAGUGAUCACAAUCAAAGUCCACGUAAUACAUAUCAAAGUGCCAUGGGAAAACAAGCUAUGGGCAUUUAUGUAACAAAUUUUAAUAUACGUUUAGAUACAUUAGCUCAUUUGUUAUAUUAUCCUCAAAGGCCUUUAGUAUGCACUAAAGUAAUGGAGUAUUUGCGCUUUCGAGAUUUACCAGCUGGUAUUAAUGCCAUUGUUGCCAUUAUGUGCUAUACUGGAUAUAAUCAAGAAGAUAGUCUAAUUAUGAAUCAAUCAUCUAUUGAUAGAGGAUUAUUUAGGAGCGUUUUUUAUCGUACUUACACUAGUGAAGAAAAGCAGCAAGGAAGUUUAAUAAUAGAAUCCUUUGAAAAACCAUCUGUACGUGUUGUUAAAAAUUUAAAAAGAGGAGAUUAUACCAAAUUAGAUGAUGAUGGAUUAAUAGCACCUGGUAUUAGAGUUUUGGGAGAUGAUAUUAUUAUAGGAAAAGUAUCUCCAAAUAUUGAAGAUGAGGAUGAAAUUAUUAUACAAAAAAAAACACAAAAUACCCAAAUAUAUAACAAUUCAUCAACUAUAACUGGUUCUCCUAAUAAAGAUUCUUCUGCGAGUAACAAUGUUUAUUCUUCUUCCAGUUUUAUUUCAUCAAAUGCUUCAGAUACUUUACCUGAUUCUCCAAUUAAUGAUAAAUCUAGCAUUAGUCCUGCUUCUCCGAGCAGUGCAUCUUCAAGCCCUUCUAGUACCACUUUUUUCAGUAGUGGAAACACAUUGGCAAGUACUAAUAAUGCUAAAUAUGGAACCACCAUUGUUGGUAGUAGUAAAGAAGAUAUAGAAGUCCCUACCUUAACGAUUAGUUCAUCUAGUAUAUUAAAACAAUAUAAAAAAGAUUGCUCUUUAAGUUUGCGUUCAAAUGAAAAUGGAGUAAUAGAUACUGUUAUGUUAUCUUCUAAUAGUCGUGGAAAUAAAUUUGCAAAAGUAAAGGUUCGCUCUGUACGUAUACCUCAGAUUGGAGACAAAUUUGCAAGUAGACAUGGUCAAAAGGGAACAAUAGGAAUAACAUAUAGAACAGAAGAUAUGCCUUUUAGCGAAGAUGGAACAUUUCCUGAUAUUAUUAUGAAUCCUCAUGCUGUCCCUUCUCGUAUGACAAUUGGACAUUUAGUCGAAUGUUUAGCAGGAAAAGUUGCAGCAAUAGAAGGGGAAGAAGGAGAUGCAACCCCAUUUUCUAAAAUUACAGUCCAAGAAAUAUCUCAAAGAUUACAUAGAUUAGGUUAUGAAAAAUAUGGAAAUGAAAUAUUAUAUAAUGGUCAUAAUGGAAAAAUGAUAAAAUCGAAAAUAUUUAUUGGCCCUACAUAUUAUCAAAGAUUAAAACAUAUGGUUGAAGAUAAAAUACAUGCAAGAAGUAGAGGUCCAUUAACUAUGAUUACAAGACAGCCAACUGAAGGAAGAUCAAGAGAUGGUGGAUUACGAUUUGGGGAAAUGGAAAGAGAUUGUAUGAUUUCUCAUGGUGCUGCAAAGAUGUUAAAAGAAAGAUUAUUUGAGGAAAGUGAUGCUUACCGUGUUCAUGUUUGUGAUAAUUGUGGUUUAUGUUGUAUCGCUGAUAUUAACAAAAAUGCAUAUGAAUGUACUGUGUGUAAUAGCAAAACAAGUAUUUCACAAAUAUUUAUUCCUUAUGCUUGUAAAUUAUUAUUUCAAGAAUUAAUUACUAUGGCUAUAUAUCCAAAAUUGGUACUAGAGGAUGUAUAA